GGAAAAAAAGAAGCGUGACCUUCAAAGUGUAAAACUCUGUUGAAAACUAAACUAAAAGUAAAUAAUGUUUUUAUUGAUUGGAUUCUUCAGUUCAGAGCUCAGUGAAUUAGUUAUUUGAGGAAGGUUAAAAUAAAGUUUGUGAUUUUCAAGUAUAUGGUGGCUGAGUGAGUUCGUUGCGAGGCAAAAUUACAAGAUAACAUAAUAAACUGAAAUCGGAUUGCAGACACUUGCAAGAAUGUCUCGAGAACGUGCCAAUAAAAGGUUCUACCGGGUUGACAGUGCCCAUGAUUUUUCAACUUUCAUGGAUAAGGGUCAGAGGGCAGCUUGUCAGAAUAGGUGGACUUUCGAAAUAGCGUGGGAAGUUGCUAACAAAGUCGGUGGUAUCUACACUGUUAUACGCUCCAAAGCCUAUGUUUCUACUGAAGAAAUGGGAGACCAGUACAUUCUUCUCGGCCCAUAUAAGGAGCAUUGCGCUAGAACUGAAGUCGAAGAAGCUGAUUUUCCAGCCAAUUCUCCCCUGCACCUAGCUGUCAGUCGUAUGAGGGACAGGGGUUACCAGCUGCAUACUGGAACAUGGCUUGUGGACGGAAACCCCCAACUAGUUCUGUUCGACAUCGGCUCAGCUGCAUGGAAGCUAGACGAAUACAAACAAGAAUUAUGGCAGAAGGCGAAUGUUGGUAUCCCACACUUGGAUGUUGAAGCUAAUGAUGCUGUUAUUCUCGGAUACCAAGUAGCAGAAUUCAUCGCAGAGUUCAGAAAUGCAGCUGAAGAACUGAGCAAGAGCCCUCCACAAAUUGUAGCUCACUUUCAUGAGUGGCAAGCCGGAGUGGGUCUAAUUGCUCUGAGAACUCGCUUGGUGAAUGUUGCUACAGUAUUCACCACUCAUGCUACGUUAUUAGGGCGUUACCUAUGUGCUGGAAACACCGAUUUCUACAAUAAUCUGUCAAACUUCAGCGUCGAUGAAGAAGCCGGCAAAAGGCAGAUUUAUCAUCGAUACUGCAUGGAAAGAGCUGCGUCACAUCUGUGCCACUCGUUCACCACUGUAUCUGAAAUCACUGGUUACGAGGCCGAGCAUUUGCUCAAGAGAAAAGCCGAUAUCAUCACACCGAAUGGAUUGAACGUUAUCAAGUUUUCAGCACUGCACGAGUUCCAAAACCUUCAUGCACUGGCUAAAGACAAAAUUCAUGAGUUUGUCCGUGGACACUUUUAUGGGCAUUAUGAUUUCGACCUUGAUAAGACUUUGUAUUUUUUCACUGCUGGUCGUUAUGAAUUUACAAACAAAGGAGCAGACAUAUUCAUUGAAGCGCUGGCUCGUCUUAACCAUUAUUUGAAGACAUCACGUCAAGAUGUAACGGUUGUUGCUUUCAUGAUAUUCCCAGCUAGAACAAACAAUUUCAAUGUGGAGAGUCUGAGAGGUCAUGCAGUAACCAAGAGUCUGCGAGAUGCUAUCAAUGAAAUCCAAUCAAAAAUGAGUAAAAGAAUCUAUGAAAUAUGCCUCAGUGGUCGCAUGCCAGACAACGAAGAAUUGAUGACAAAAGAUGAUAAGAUCAAGAUCAAAAGAUGCUUGUAUGCUCUACAAAGAAAUGGACUUCCCCCAGUCACCACUCACAACGUCGUCGAUGAUUGGAAUGAUCCUGUGCUAGGCGCUGUCCGCAGAUGCAAUAUGUUCAACACCAUUCAUGACAGAGUCAAGGUUGUCUUUCAUCCUGAAUUUCUGUCAUCCACCAACCCACUGUUCGGUCUCGAUUAUGAGGAAUUCGUCAGAGGAUGUCAUCUUGGUGUGUUUCCCAGUUAUUAUGAGCCAUGGGGGUACACUCCAGCUGAAUGUACUGUCAUGGGAAUUCCAUCCAUCACUACAAACCUUUCAGGUUUCGGUUGUUUCAUGCAAGAGCACAUUGCUGAUCCCAUGUCAUACGGUAUUUAUAUUGUGGAUAGAAGGUACAUUGGUCUUGAAGACUCUGUCAAACAGUUGGCUCAGUAUAUGUUCGACUUCUGUCGUCUGAACCGUAGACAGAGAAUCAUCCAGAGAAACAGGACAGAACGUCUGAGUGAUCUUCUCGACUGGAGAAACCUGGGAAUUUUCUACAGACAAGCCAGACACAAAGCAUUGCAGAAGGUUUACAAAGAUGUUGAAUCAUUCGAAGAAGAAUACGAAGUUCGCAGAAACAGCUUCAGUUUUCCCAGGCCUAUUUCCGAACCUCCCUCUCCCUCCGCGUCUCGUCAUACUACUCCAGCCAGUUCUGUCCACGGCUCAGAGGAUGAAGACGAGGUGGAUGAUGAAAAAGAGCUGGCAGAAUUGGCAGUGAAAUAAUAAACUUGGCGUUCCCACUCCAAUGCCGAAAUUAGUCACUCAGGAACUGAAAUACUACAUCACAUAUAUCACCAAACUUAGUGCAGUGAAGAGAAGAGUCGAAUCCGACAUUCAUCUCUAAUGAAUAGGAAAUGUCUAGGAAACUAAUGUAGUAAAAUUAUGGAGUUUCAUUUAUAAAAUAUUGAAAUAGUAGUCGAUUCUCCACAAAUGGUUUUUCAGAAACGAACCACCUGCCAUCAUUGUGAUUGGAUUUAACCACCAUUAAUGUGUAGCUUCAAGCAGAAAUUUUAUAAAACCUAAUAGAGUCUAUUUUAGUCAUGAAUACCUUUUAAAAAACUGUUUAUUUUAAAACAUCGAAUUUUCUAGUUACGAAUUUCGAAUCAAUUUUUUGCAGAAGUUAUAUUUUGAAAAUUUUAUUGUUGUCAAACUGUUAAAAUAUAUAUUAUAUGUUAGCCUUCUUGAUAAUUUAUCACUAUUAUAUUGCGAUUUUUUAGAUUGACGUUCUAUUUUUGAAAUAUUGUUAUUAGGAAAAAUAAAAACUUAUCCUUCUUAUGGAGAUCAACACUGACAGGUUCAGAAUCGGCUUUCAUUUCUAGGCCAAUCUUUUCUCAUUUAAGUGCUUGACCUUUUUUUUAAUAAUUCCAAAGUUGAUUGAGUUUAAACAAUGCCAUUGUUCACUGAAUUGCCCGUCAAAUCUUCGUUCAUUCAAUCACCUUUGGAGUCAUUAAGAAAAAAGGUCCAGCACUUCAUUGAGAAAAAAUUGAAACUGGAAAUGCUAGUCGAUUCUGAGCCCGUCAGUGUUGAUCUAGACAAGAAAGAUAUUGAAAUGUCGGUAAGAGAAAUCCUUUGAUAGUAGCUUAGUGUAUGUUAGUUUUUGCUAGAUAUGUUUUAUAUUCACCGCAUAUUAUUCUCUUUUAUCUUUGAAGCAUGUUUCACUAUUGUUUUUUAUCUUUAUAUUCUGUUAUAUUUUCCUCCCUACAGCAUUAUUUGUGCCAUAUUCGUAAUUUUUAUUUUUUUUAAUGUUCAAAUGCUCAACGUUUUCAACAGAGUAAUUUUGAUAAAACGCACAACUAUUUAUUUAGUUUGUUCAAAGGCUGAGUAACUAACAAAGUUACCAAUAUAUGUUUAGAAAAAUUUCAAUUUACGUACAUUUUCAGAUUUGAUCAGUCAGAGUAACUAAUACAGUUAAAUUUAAAGUUUACAAGUAGAAUAUAAUGUUCUGAAAUAAAUAACGCUUGAAAUAAAAUAACUAAUAACGUUUGCGAAAUAGGUUUAUAUAUAAAAAUAAUGUUCAGCUAUGAACAUUAUCUGUGUUCAAAUCUAUGAAGAUCAAAAUUUUUAAAUGGAAAUUCACAAUUAUAAGUUGAUACGUACCAGAAAAAUUUAAAAAACUUUAUUUUCCAAUCCUAAUUCCAAUCUUAUCGUGGUUUUUAUCAACUACGGAUAAGCUGAAAAUAAUGUAACUGAGCUAAUCAUCGUUGAGUUUACUUGAGGCUAAUAUUAAAUUACUUGAGUCUAAUAUUAUUUUCCAAUAUUAUCAUUAUAGUGUAUUUAUACCCUAUCAGAGAUUCAUAAAAAUAUCUUGAAACAUCUCAUUUAGAAAAAAGAAAAUUAUUUUUUGAACAGUCUAUUCAAAGCUUCCAUAUCAGAUUUAUAAACUAGAUUUUAUAUAAACAUUGUUGUUUUAUGUGUGUCAUCUUAGUUGAAUGAUAUCUAUCCAUAGUAGAAUUAUACAUAGCACACAAUAGAAAAAGAUUGAUUUGUAACUGAUAAUAUAGCCUAUAUAUAAUAAGAUUGUUUCUGAGCAAUCUAUUAACUAUAAUAUAGGUUUUGAUUUGCUAAAAUUAUUUCAAUUGAGUUUUCAGUCAUAUGUAUAUUAUUGUCAUAAAUAGCCAGUGAUUGAUUAAUAAUCUGGUUGCCAUAUUGUCUUCAAUUUAAUAUAGGUAAUAGACUAUAAAAAAUAUUGAUACCGUUGAUAUUUGAAGUUGAUAAUAUAUAUUUUAUAAAAUAUUUUUAGAUUUCUGUAUUGAUUCAAUGUCAAUUUAUAGUGUUCUAUGUUGACUUUGAAUAUUAGCAUACAUAUAUACAAUAAACUAUUUCUUUUAUUUAAGCAGCGUUUUAGGUCAUCUACUCCUCAUGAAGAUUUGAUUUAUCUUUUCGGCAGGCCUACCUUAUGAAGUUUGUUGGAUUCUAUUUAGAAAGAACUCUCUUUAUUACUGAGUUUGACCUUUCUAAUCUGUUGACGUUUUUGUAUAAUUUGUAAAUGAAUAUACUCUAAAUCCAUCACAA
Messenger RNA from Nilaparvata lugens (brown planthopper), 4600 nucleotides. It is a transcript of the gene GlyS, whose product is annotated as glycogen [starch] synthase. Gene Ontology annotation, cellular component: cytoplasm. The record is from RefSeq and is a predicted model, not a curated record. Lineage: Eukaryota; Metazoa; Arthropoda; Insecta; Hemiptera; Delphacidae. Bases 236 to 2311 code for a protein of 691 amino acids. Gene Ontology annotation, molecular function: alpha-1,4-glucan glucosyltransferase (UDP-glucose donor) activity. The transcript is spliced from 13 exons. Gene Ontology annotation, biological process: glycogen biosynthetic process.